Molecule: messenger RNA, 1736 nt
Organism: Chaetura pelagica (chimney swift)
Lineage: Eukaryota; Metazoa; Chordata; Aves; Apodiformes; Apodidae
Gene: EWSR1
Product: EWS RNA-binding protein 1
Exons: 15
Biological process (GO): regulation of DNA-templated transcription
Cellular component (GO): nucleus
Molecular function (GO): RNA binding; transcription coregulator activity
Source: RefSeq, a predicted model, not a curated record
AUUAUAGUACCUAUAGCCAAGCUGCAGCUCAGCAGGGCUACAGUGCCUACGCCCCUCAGCCAGCUCAAGGAUAUGCACAGACCACCCAGACAUAUGGGCAGCAGAGCUACGGGACCUACGGGCAGCCCACGGAUGUCAGCUACACCCAGCCCCAGAGCACGGCCAGCUACGGGCAGACGGCCUAUGCCUCCUCCUACGGACAGCCCCCUGCUGGUUACAGCACCCCUGCAGCCCCCCCAGCCUACAGCCAGCCCGUGCAGGGCUCUGGCACAGCCACCUACGACAGCAGCACAGCCACAGUGACCACCACCCAGGCCUCCUACGCUGCACCCUCUGCCUACGGCACCCAGCCCGCCUACCCGGCCUACACCCAGCAGCCGGCAGCCUCUGCUCCCACCAGACCCCAGGAUGGCAGCAAACCAGCAGAGAGCAGCCAGCCACAAUCGAGUACGACAGGCUACAGCCAGCCCAGCCUGGGGUAUGGCCAGAGCAACUACAGCUACCCCCAGGUGCCUGCCAGCUACCCCCUGCAGCCUGUCACUGCCCCGCCCUCCUACCCACCCACCAGCUACCCCUCCACACAGCCAAGCAGUUACGACCAGAGCACUUACUCCCAGCAGAGCACCUAUGGACAGCAGAGCACCUAUGGCCAGCAGACCAGCUAUGGCCAGCCCAGCAGCUAUGGCCAGCAGCCCCCCCCAACCAGUUACCCCCCCCCGACAGCAUCCUACAGCCAGGCCCCCAGCCAGUACAGCCAGCAGAGCAGCAGCUACGGCCCACCAAGUUCCUUCCGUCAGGACCAUCCCAGCAGCAUGAGCGUGUAUGGACAAGAAUCUGGAGGCUUUUCAGGCCCAGGAGAGAACCGGAAUCUGAGCGGCCCCGACAGCCGGGGCAGGGGCAGAGGGGGAUAUGAUCGUGGAGGCAUGAGCAGAGGUGGGCGGGGAGGAGGACGAGGUGGAAUGGGCAGCGCUGGAGAGCGAGGUGGCUUCAAUAAGCCUGGUGGACACAUGGAAGAAGGACCCGACCUUGAUUUAGGCCCACCUAUGGACCCAGAUGAGGACUCGGACAACAGCUCAGUCUACGUGCAGGGACUCAAUGAUAACGUGACCCUGGAGGACCUUGCAGACUUCUUCAAACAGUGUGGGGUUGUCAAGAUGAACAAGAGGACUGGGCAGCCCAUGAUCAACCUCUACAUCGACAAGGAGACAGGCAAACCCAAGGGGGAUGCCACGGUGACCUACGAGGACCCGUCCACUGCCAAGACAGCAGUCGAGUGGUUUGAUGGGAAGGAUUUCCAGGGCAACAAGCUCAAAGUGUCCCUGGCUCGGAAGAAGGGCCCGAUGAACAGCAUGAGGGGCGGGAUGGCCCCCCGGGAGCAGCGGGGGAUGCCCCCCCCCCUCCGUGGAGGUCCGGGGGGACCCGGUGGCCCCGGGGGGCCCAGCGGCCCCAUGGGCCGGAUGGGAGGCAGAGGUGGAGACAGGGGAGGCUUCUCCUCCAGAGGACCACGGGGAUCCAGGGGGAAUCCCUCCGGGGGGAGUGUCCAGCACCGGGCUGGGGACUGGCAGUGUCCCAAUCCGGGAUGUGGAAACCAGAACUUUGCCUGGAGAACAGAGUGUAACCAGUGCAAGGCUCCGAAACCAGAAGGGUUCCUCCCACCCCCCUUCCCCCCUCCAGGGGACACGGGGCAGGUUCUGGAGAAGAUGCUGGUGACCCUUCCCAUCCAUGGGGGAAACUGA